AUGUAUCAACGGCUGCAAAAUUGGAGUCAAGGUUCGAAGUACGUCAAUGAAUACACGGAGGAGUUCAACAAAUUAUUGACACGAGUUGAUUUGUCUGAAACGGAGGAGCAAUUAGUGUCCCGGUAUAUUGGAGGGUUGAGGCCACAAAUUCAAGACACAUUGAACCUAUUUGACCCCUCUAAGGUGUCUGAGGCUCAUCAAAGGGCGUUGUUAAUUGAGAAGGCGUCGGCACGUGGGUCAUUCAACUUAUUUGGACGUAGCGGUGGUGGAAGCUACAACCGGUCAAGGGUUCCAUUCACAACUCGAGAGGCCCCUUCCCAAGUUACCGGCCCAAGUAAAAACCCCACACCCAUGGGGCAGCCAAGCCGACUCGGGGCUACAACCGGGCCCAAGUGUUUUCGUUGUGGAGAGAUGGGACACAGGUUGGCGGAUUGUCGCAAGGGUGAGAAGUAUGGAAAGGCCUUACUCAUCGAUUCGGGAGAAGCUUUCGAUGAACAAGGCGAUGGAGAAGAGCAAGCAGCAAAUUUUGAUGAUUACGAUGGAGCCGAAGAAGAAUUUGCCACUAGGGAUGACACUCCUUUAUUGAUGGUGCGAAGGAUAUGUUAUACACCCUGGAAGGUAGAGGGAGAUGACGGACAGCGCCAUACUCUUUUCCACACAAUUUGCACCGUUGGAGGCAAGGGGUGCAAACUUGUUAUUGAUGGGGGCAGCUGUGAGAACGUCGUGGCUGAGGAAGCUGUUCGGAAAUUGGGCCUUGCAACGGAGAAGCACCCUACACCAUAUCGCUUGGAGUGGCUCAAGAAAGGAGACGAGGUAAUUAUGUCUAAACGUUGCCUUGUGAGUUUUUCAAUUGGGAAAAGAUAUAAGGAUAAGGUGUGGUGUGACGUGGUGGCAAUGGAUGCGUGCCAUAUAUUACUUGGAAGACCAUGGCAAUAUGAUAGGAAUGCGCAUCAUGAUGGAAGGAAGAACACAUACAACUUCUUGGUUGACAAUGUGAAGCUCACUCUCCUACCCGAUCCGGGUGAAUGUCCCAAACCUUCAACCGGAACAGGUCAAACAUUGUUGGCCAGACAUGAGUUCGUUAAGGAGAUGCUAGAAGUGGAUUGUGGGUGCUUGCUAGUGUGUAAAGAAGGCAAGAAGGUAGAAGAGGUGCCGGAAGAAGCCAAGGGGUUAGUCGAAGAAUUUGCAGAUGUAUUUCCGGUUGAGUUACCCGAUGAGCUACCUCCUCUUCGUGACAUACAACACCAAAUUGAUUUGAUGUUGGGAUCGAGCCUACCCAAUCGACCACACUACCGCUUGAGCCCCAAAGAGCAUGAAGAGUUGAGGCGACAAGUGGAGGGGUUAUUAGCCAAAGGACACAUUCGAGAAAGCUUGAGUCCUUGUGCGGUACCGGCUUUACUCACCCUCAAGAAUGAUGGUUCAUGGAGGAUGUGUGUGGAUAGUAGGGCCAUAAACAAGAUCACCGUGAGAUAUCGGUUCCCUAUUCCCUUGUUGGAUGAUUUGUUAGAUCAAUUGAGUGGGGCAACGAUAUUCACCAAGCUGGACCUAAGGAGUGGAUACCAUCAAAUUCGGCUGCGACCAAAUGAUGAGUGGAAAACAGCGUUUAAGACGCGGGAGGGACUCUUUGAAUGGUUGGUAAUGCCGUUCGGAUUAUCCAAUGCACCUAGCACAUUCAUGAGGGUGAUGAAUCAAGCUUUUCGGCCUUUUAUUGGGAGGUUUGUCGUCGUAUACUUUGAUGACAUACUCAUUUACAGCCCUAAUAGAGAGACACACCUUCUACAUGUGAGGGAAGUACUUCAAGUGCUCCAGAAAGAGAAGUUCUACGCAUCACCGGCCAAGUGCUCAUUCAUGACAGAUUCGGUGCUUUUUCUUGGCUAUGUGGUGUCUAAAGACGGGUUGGCCGUGGACGAAGCAAAAGUGGUGGCCGUUCAGGAUUGGUCCAUUCCUACAACAUUACACGAGGAAGUCGGCAUUGGAGCGGUUCUAAGUCAAGGUGGAAGACCGGUGGCAUUUUUUAGUGAGAAGUUGAGUGGUUCAAGGCUCAACUAUAGCACCUAUGAUGUGGAGUUUUACGCAUUAGUGCAAUCAUUGAGGCAUUGGAGUUCCUACCUCGCCUACAAUGAUUUCAUUUUGUACUCAGAUCUUGAGGUGUUGAAGCACCUCAACAGUCAAGAUAAGCUUUCCUCCCGGCAUGCAAAUUGGGCUGCAUAUGUGCAACAAUUCUCCUUCACCAUCAACCACAAGUCAGGACCUUUGAACAAAGUGGCCGACGCCCUUAGCCGAAAGUCGACACUCUUGACCACCAUGGCAAAUGAGGUAAUUGGUUUUGACCUUUUAAAGGAUUCUUUAUCAACUGACCCUCUUUUUGGGCCAAUUGUUGAUGAGAUGUUGUUGGGUAAUUGGAGUGAUUUUGGGCUGCAUAAUGGGUUCCUUUUCAAGGGCACUCAGCUAUGCAUCCCCGAGGGUAGUCUCUAG
Molecule: messenger RNA, 2475 nt
Organism: Corylus avellana
Lineage: Eukaryota; Viridiplantae; Streptophyta; Magnoliopsida; Fagales; Betulaceae
Source: RefSeq, a predicted model, not a curated record